Epinephelus fuscoguttatus (brown-marbled grouper) is the source of this 7075-nucleotide messenger RNA. It is a transcript of the gene ppargc1b, whose product is annotated as peroxisome proliferator-activated receptor gamma, coactivator 1 beta. The record is from RefSeq and is a predicted model, not a curated record. The transcript is spliced from 12 exons. Gene Ontology annotation, cellular component: nucleus. Gene Ontology annotation, molecular function: transcription factor binding; nucleic acid binding. NCBI's taxonomy places the organism in Eukaryota, Metazoa, Chordata, Actinopteri, Perciformes, Serranidae. Gene Ontology annotation, biological process: positive regulation of transcription by RNA polymerase II. Bases 59 to 2881 code for a protein of 940 amino acids.
UCCUCCUCCUCUUCCUAUACUCCGCUCUCUGACUCCGCGGCUCCUCAUUCACUAGAAGAUGGCGGACUGCGCCCCACUAUUAGAUGAGGAACUCUCGUCCUUUGUCUUCAAUUACCUGACAGAAAACUCCGGCAGCCAGUAUGGGGAGGAGGAGGUGUGUUCGGACCGUUUGGACACUGACUUCCCGGACAUCGACCUCUCCCAGCUGGACACCAGCGACUUUGACAGCGUCAACUGCCUCAGCGAGCUACAGUGGUGCAAUGAUCAGCCAGCGGACGCAUCACCGGCCUCCAUCCACUACAGUACAGCAGAUGAGCUCUUUGAGAUAGAAGAGGAGAAUGCGGCUCUGCUCGCCGCUCUGACAGACAGUCUGGAUGGCAUGGUGGAUGCAGAGGUGGGCGGGCUCUCUGUCUUCCCCACCCUCGGGGAGGAGCCUGACCAGGAAGAGGAAGAAGAGGACAGUCUUCCUCUCAGUGCCGAGGACAUCAGCCAGUCCCUGGGGGCCGAGACAAAGGACCCACCUCUACUGAUGACGCUGCUGCUGACUCCUCCCAACGUGCCCACGGGCAACGACGCACACAAAGAUAGAGUCCACGGCCAUCGCUAUAGCAACAGAAGCCUGCACCUACGGCCUGUCAGACCUCUGGUCAAGAGUGACCUCUGUCAGGAGCGGAAGCCCCGAGCGGUGCGUCCAGCAGGCCGCCUGUGCACCGAGCUCCACCGCCACCUCACCACCGCCCGGGACUCAGAGGACGCCCCGGCUGCCGACACAGAGGAGGACGAAGAGGAAGAAGAGGAUGAGGACAGUGAGUCGGAGGAGGAUGAAGAGGAGGAAGGGGAGGAAGAAGAGGAGGAGUCUUCCAGCAGCGAGGUGGAGGGCGGGGCGGUCGUGGCUGCUGUCCCCGCUGAACCAGCCAAGCCUCAGUUCAGCUCAGAGAAAGAACUGCACUCAGUGGUGGAGCUGAUCACGUACAUGCACACCUACUGCCUGCCCACACGCAAGCAGCAAGGCUGGGAGCGUAAGGACCGUGACGUCCCGAGGCCUCGGGCCAGACCUGAGGCCUCCCGCCUGGCCACCACAAACUCUCACAGCAGAGUUGUCUUGGUGGCUACUCCCGGAACUAGUGGGGGCUUAACUGGGACAGGCAGCAGCAUCCCCAAGAGGCUCCCCUUUGCAAGGCGAAGGGAGAUGAAGGCCAACUCCCUUCUCCGUGAGCUCCUGCAGCAGAGCAGCUCCUUCGAUGUGAGCAAGCCUUACAGACUGCACAGCCCUCCCUACUCCCACUCCCACAGCCCCAACAGAGUAGGAGUUUGUGCUCCUUCUGCCUCAGCUAAAUCAGCCCCAACCCACUCCCCCAGCUCCACCACCCCUAAGCUAGAGCUUCGUAAAGACUCUUCCUCCCCUGAGAGGAGAAGCCUCUCCUCUGAGGCACCUCAGAGCCCAGAGGAGACAGCAGAGGACAGCGGCUCUUUCUCGGUCCGGCGCUCCCGACGCCUGGCCUCCUUCCCCAGCCGCUUCGCCAAGAGGCUGCGGCCUGCACGGGUGAGGGAAGCAGAGGGGAAGGACAAGGAGGCGAAAGAGGAGGGACAAGCAGGGGUCAAACUCCUGCCGACCCAAGCAGGAGGGGUGACGACGACAGAGACGCAGCCAGAGCAGCUAACGCCAGGCAGCGGCAGCGCUGGUACAACAGAGCAGACCAAACCUUGCUGCCACAAUGAGAAGCGCGCCUGCCUCUGUCUGCCUCUCAACCCCAAGUCCACAGGAGAGUCCCAGUACAGCACCAAGCCUUUCGAGCAGACGCUCAGUGUGGAUCUGUGUGGAACAGCAGGUCUCACCCCUCCCACCACCCCGCCUCACAAACCAGUGGAGGAUGAGCUCUUCAAACCGGCAGAUGGAGGAAAGGGAGGUGAAGGAACGUGUGGUGGCAGUAGUGGGGAUGGUGGAGGAAGUGGCAGCGAGUCCUCAAGCACCAACACCAGUGUUGCCACGAAGGGCUCAUCCUGGCUGAGCCGCGCUCAUCACCAGCGCAAGCUUCCACAGCAGACAGAGUUGUACGCCCAGCUGCGGCGCAUGGGCCAGGCUGGUGACAGCGACACCCACCGCACCUUUGGUGACCACGACUACUGUGCGCUGAGCCUCGGGGAGAGCCGCAAGCGUAGUGCCGCCAUGCUGGGCGCCAUAUUGCAGGCGCAAGGAGGGAGCGAUGGAGUUGGCACCUCAGCACCCAAAGCAGCUGACGAUCAGGUAGCGGAUGGAAAUGGAAAGGAGAACAGCGAAAGGCUGGUGGUGUCAGAGGUUGCAGAACCGCUCGAGCAGCAGACGACGCCAGUGGUGAUACCGUCAACGGCGCCGUCGCACUGCCAGUCGGCAGCUGCCACACCACCGGCCUCAGAGGAAGAGGCGGAGCGUUCGUGUGCAUCUCGCUCACCCUCGCCUAUCCUCCACCUGUGUCCCGACUCCCCCGCUAGCAAGACAGACUCCAGUGAAAACUCGGAGAUCUGUCCCGACGACGAACAGAGGAACAAAGCCAAGUCUGACGAGGACAACUGCCAGGUGUUUUACAUCCACAACCUGCCAACCAGCGUGACCCAGAACAUGCUGAGGAAACGCUUCCAGGUUUUCGGCAAACCUGAGGACUGCAAAGUCAUCAUCUGCAAUGAGGAGCGCUGUGGGGUGAUAAAGAUCCGCCAGUCAGGGGUUCAGAAGCACUGGAGAGAACAGGAAACUGUUUUCCAGAAUGGACCUGCAGGCCUACGGAGGCUGACAAGGAAACGCUACAUAGAUCUUGAUGAGGCCGGCCCGGGCCCCGUCAAGAGCAAGUACGAUGCACUGGACUUUGACACUCUGCUGAAGGAGGCCCAGAAGUCCCUGCAUCGCUGACAGCACGGCACCCCCUGACUGGCCAGCCUUAGUAAACUGCAGCAACACCCCUCCAACUACACGGCUCUGCCCUAAGACAGGCCUCUUAGUACCUCCAUGCAAGGCGACCUCGCAAAAUGUUUACAUUUUUACCAUUGGAAUAAAGUAACGAUAAGGACCUCGUUGUUUUUUAAGUUUCUUUCACCGGAGGAUACUGCUUAAAAACGAGGAAGCCACUGGGAGUCCAGAGGAGUUAAGAGACCAUGGAGGAAACAGGACUUUUAACAGCAAUGGUACAACAACAAAAACGAUAAAUGAUUCAGUUCUCUGCUGAACAACAAUAACAAAACCGUCUGUGUUGGUGACAUCAUUGCCCAGCUUGGAAGAGCGGGCAUGAGAGACCUCUGUAGCAAAUCCUUGCUAUUCCUGCGUUGCGUUGGUCGUCGUGGUGUGUGUUUCUGCGUGUGCGUGUUCUAUGUUCUGUUUGUUUUGUAAAAAAAAAUAAAAAAAGAAACCCCUACCCUCUUUCCGGUUACGGGUGGUGAACCUGCAAGCUGUGUUCACCAUGAAGUUGUGCGGUUGUAUAACCAGAACAAAAAAAAUUCAAAUAAAAAAAAUAACCCUGCUUUGUUUUAGCGAAAAUUGUGGAUGUUAUAAAUUUCAAAAUCUGUUGUGUGUGUGUUAUGGACAAAGAAUAUAAAAAAACAUUUAACGUAAUCAUUUGAUGACUGAUAAAGUUUACAAAUCUAAAAUGAAGAAGAAAAAAAUCAUGUUUUUUUCUUUUUUGUAAUUGUAGUGCUUCCUUGAUUUGAUCUAUGCACUGUAAGGAGGUAAAUGUCUCCGCUGUCCUCCACUGUCCCACUUUGAAUCUAAUCUCUAACUCUGCCAUGCUGACUAUUUUGGCUUCUGCUACUGGCUGCUGAGGGCUCUGUUUGGUAGGCGUUUUAUACAUCAAGGCCCCCAAUUACCCAAUUAGGUUCUGGGAAAAAGUUUACCUCGAAAUGUUUCCAUUCCACAAGUACAUAAGUAUUUAUUGGAAAAGCACUUAAAGUAAAAACAAAAUGCCCAUUAAGUUCUGCUGUACUUUUUAAAAAAUUCUAUUAUGUGACUAUAUUAUACAAAGAACUUUCAAGUGUGACUGAAUGACCACUGUCAAGAUUAAAGCAAGUUACAGGAUUGGCCCUAAAGUUAGAAAUAAGGGGUCUUAAGUUGAGGGGGAAAAAGGGGGGCGGCCCAAUUUGUAAAUAAGGGGCCUAAAGUUGAAAAUAAGGGGACUAGGGUUGGAAAUAAAUGGCAUGAAUUUUGAAAGAAUGGGUCUAAAGUUAGAAAUAAGGAAUCUAAAGUUAGAAAUAAGGGGUUUAAAUUUGGAAAUAAGGGGUCUAAAGUCAGACAUAAGGUUUGGGUUGGGUUAUAACAGUAGCUGGGUAAGAGUAGGGUCACGGUUGUUCCAAAAUGGGUUUUUACGUGCUUCAUUUGUUGAUUCCAGGUAAUUUUUUCCACAUCUAGGGGGGUCUUGAUGUAUCUUUGAUAGGGUCCCACUGAACAUGUGUCCAAUAAAGGCUGCAGCCUAAUGACACCCCCCGCAUGCCACAGCCAAUGCAAAACUUACUGUUUACAUUUGGACUGCAGCAAGCAGGACUAAAAUGGGGAAAUAAAGAUGGUAGCCAUGACGCUUUUGUACCAUACUUAGUUCACUGCUGAGCUCUGUAUGAAUCCAUCACAUCCGCACUUAAUCCAGAUCAUUCCAGUCCAAUCUUCUUUCACAUAAAGUCCAUCAGUCAUCACAGGGCAAAGUACUGUAAAUGGAAUUUUGAUUGUCCAGGAAUCCCUUUUUUGUUUUUGGUGACCUUUACAUUGGGUCAGCUUGACAUUUGAUUUCAAAGUGCAAUGGAGAACAGUAUCAAUUUGCUCCCCAUAAUCCAUCCGCUGCCAUUGCCAGGAGCAGACGAAUCUGUUGGUUCAGAUGGAAUGUAUUCAAGAACCUGAAUGUAAUCAUCAUGUUUUCCCCAUUCCUGCUUGCCCAAAGAUUGUGGAGUUUUAUGGUGCUUUAAAGGUAGAGGUUGCUUUGUCGUCUGGUUGACUGCAUGUGAAAGAUCACGGCUUGAAGUGCAGUCUGGGUAGCGCCUAUUUUACAAUCCCGACUCAGCCAGUAGCACCCGCCGUGAAAAUAAGGGAGAGAGCCUCCAAACCUGCCAAUCCGGUGGCACCAAACCUACACAGCCAGGGAACGAGCGAGGGAUGGGCUUGAAAGUAAUGGAAAGAGCAAUCGGCCGAGAAUCAGGUUUCUCGUCCGGGAGGUACUGUAUCAGCUGAGCAUCUCUACCUCACAUCCAUCCAUCCCUCCCUGCUCCCCCUGUGUUUUUAUUUCCUCCUUCGACUGGAUGCUCUCCCCCAGCCUCUUUUGUAAGUCUCUUACUUUGUUGGGGUUUUUUUGUCAGAAAUGUUCUUUGCGUGAGGGUUUCUCCAACUAAUGGGCGGUUAUGGGUAGUUGGGGGUUUGUGUUUGAUUUUUUUAUACAAUGACUCCUCCUACCACUAAACCCCUUGCGAGGGGAAUAAUCUCUCUCUGUCUCUAUCUCCUCCUUCGCUUGCCUCAUAACGGUUUUUAGCGUGUCCGUUUCUUGGAGUCUCGACUGUGUGUCCUUGUGUAACUGAGUGUUUUGUCUUUGUCUCGUGUUUGAGUCGGACACUGCUGACGCUUGCAGGUCGGUGAGGACAGGUCAGGAGGGGUUGAACGGUGGCUCAGAGGUUGGCUGGUCCUUGAGUGCGCUUGGAGGGGAAGACUCCCCUGAAUUUCUUGUUUUAUUCAGGGACACGCCAAUCGUCCUGAUUCCCCCUGUCCCUCCUCUCCUUGACUGGGAACUUCAAUAAUCCGCAGCCCGGCUCCCUAUCUCUCUCUAACUUUAACUCUAUCGCUUUCCGUCUCUCUUGUGGGUUCAAGACCUUGUUUCCAGGUCUUCCCCAAAGCCUGGUGAACUCCCUGCUUUUUAACAGAUAAUAAUCCCUCUUCCCCGUCCUCUUCCUCGACCUUUCUCUAUCUAAUCAACUCCUUGGUAACACACACAAAAAAUUGAAUGUUUACAUCACUCGAUUCUCCUUUGACUUUAUUAGGAACGCACACUAAGUACAAAGGCGCCUUAUUCAGUGUUUAAAGAAAAAAAAAAUAACAGCAAAGGAAGUAGAGGCCUAGCGUUACCUUCUCCAGGCUCACUGAUGUCCAAAACUAACAAAACCAAUUUAGUGCUAUACAUACUGAUUGAGAAACACGGUUUAUAAAAAAAAGGAUUAAAAAAAAAUACAUUUCAACAACUAAUCUCAAACAACUGAAUGAGUAUUUGUGCUUAGUAUGUAUACUACUAAAAAGUGAGAGAAUGUGCUGGUUUACAUAUUAAAAAAAAAGAAAUAUAAUAUAUAUGAAUAUAAAAUGUGUAUAUAGCACUAUGCCUCGUUGUAAACAUAAAAUGUAUUGUGUGUUUUUUUUGUUUGUUUUUUUUUAAGUGGCGGGUCAUAGUUGAUUGCUAAUCAGUCGAUAGAUGGUCAGGUCGGUUUAGUUCUAAUGUUUGUUCAGUACAGGGAGGAAAUGAAGGGAAAAUCUGAAAUAACUUCACACAAAGUCCAACACUGUUUAAAAAGAAAGACAAAAAAGAUCCAAGUAUCCCUUUAGACCAUCACACUAGAAGGUUCUAUUUCUUUGCUGUUUAUAAAAUGACUAAAUAUUUUUCAAUGUUUUCUGUUUUCUUAAAAAGCAAUUUGAAAUGCAAUACAUAAUAAUCUUAUCUUUAAGACAGCCUUUCCGAAAAACUGAGGUAAUAACGUAAGGGUGUAUGGUUGGUUGUUGAACUACAACACGGGCAAUCUUUGAGCUGCAGAUUCAAUAGGCUACUGUACUGUAUGUAGACUGCUGUUAAACACAAAAAAAAUUAUAAAAACAAACUACAGGAAGAAUGUGGUUAGUCGCGUUGUCAACACAUAACACGUAUACAGAACGAAUCGUACUAUUAUACUCUUGCACAAAUAACGUCCCAAGUAGUGAAAUAUCCUCACAAUGUUUUCUUCUCAUUGAAAGGAAGCCGUUGUAACUAUGUUAUCACCACCUUUUGAUGGUGCACAGAUUUGUUCAAAUCUGAGUUGCAUUCAGCACUUACUCGUAUAUCAGUUAACAGCCAAUAACUAUACUUGUAUGACUCUGGUAAAGGAAUGUGGGAGGGAUGAAAAG